AAAUCUUUUAUCUAUGGUUGUGGUUGAUCUGUGGUACUAUAGAAAUGCAUUUCACUUCGCUUAUUGCUACUUUCUUUGAAUUAAUCGAGGAUUUUGUCCGUGUAUAUAUUUGAUUUUGUCGAAACGAGUAGUUAGUGUAGUGGAUCCACAAUUUUUUCCAUCUGAUUCUUCCUAAAAACGUAAUUUUUUCCUGUCAAAAGUGUCGGCUUAAAUUGAUUAGUCAUCGUUUAACCAUAGUUAUGUUGUACAUCUGUUGAUUUGUACACGAUCAAUUAUUUGAGCAAUAUCAGUGUUUUCUGUUUUCCAAAUAUUCUUAAUUGUCAGAGUCAAGAAACGAUCUCUUCAUCAAGAUAUUGCCAACAAAUAAAAAUCUGCAGUCAAUUAUAUCAAAUGGAUAGUCAAGUUUCAAUUGAAGGAUAUUUUGCUGAUUUAAUUGAUGACAUUUGGCGCUCAGAUACUCUUCCAGAUGAUGACAUUGCAGUACCUGCUUGGGAACUAGCAGAUCCUGAAGCAGACACUGGCGACAUUCAUCUAACCUUAAAAGAACAAGAACAGAAAUGGAGUGAUAUUAUGUUGUCAUCACUUAGUGAACAUCAAUAA
Messenger RNA from Diorhabda sublineata, 600 nucleotides. RefSeq names its product anaphase-promoting complex subunit 13. The coding region runs from base 391 to 600 and encodes 69 amino acids. Gene Ontology annotation, biological process: protein K11-linked ubiquitination. Gene Ontology annotation, cellular component: anaphase-promoting complex. The record is from RefSeq and is a predicted model, not a curated record. NCBI's taxonomy places the organism in Eukaryota, Metazoa, Arthropoda, Insecta, Coleoptera, Chrysomelidae. The transcript has 2 exons.